AUGUUGAGUUUGCUCUUAGUUUUGUACCUUUCUUAUAAUGUCGACUGUCAUUUAUUGCCGGUAGUAUAUGCAGCGCCAAGUGCAGUGUCUCACCAAUCAAGAAUCGAUGUGAAGAGUACACCUGCAUUUAUAACUCCUGUUCUGUAUAGUUCGACGGUUUACGCAACAUACCCUGGAAAAGUGGACGAAAAUUCUAACACGGUUUACAGUCCAGUGUUAAGUGAUACCGUUUUAACGCCAGUUGCUUUAAGUUACUUUCAUAACCUACCAUUGGCGAGAGCCUUACAAAGUCCGGUAUUUAUACAUGAAGAAGAUUUAAAUGCUGAUGACAAAGAUCCUGAAAACAAUGAUUCGCAAAGUACAACAAAUACAAAAACAAUUUAA
Danaus chrysippus (African queen) is the source of this 384-nucleotide messenger RNA. The record is from the annotation of a GenBank genome assembly. NCBI's taxonomy places the organism in Eukaryota, Metazoa, Arthropoda, Insecta, Lepidoptera, Nymphalidae.